AUGCCGACAGAACCAGCGCCUUCACAUACACCCGCAUCUACAACAUCACCAGAAAUACCGACAGUUAGAGCGCUUACACAUACACCCGCAUCUACAACAUCACCAGUAAUGCCGGCAACACCAGUGCCUACACAUACACCCGCAUCUACAGCAUCACCAGAAAUACCGACAAUUAGAGCGCUUACACAUACAACCGCAUCUACAACAUCACCAGUAAUACUGACAACACCAGUGCCUACACAUACACCCGCAUCUACAACAUCACCAGUAAUACCGACAACACCAGCGCUAACACAUACACCCCUAUCUACAACUUCACCUAAAAUACUGACAACACCAGUGCCUUCACAUACACCCGCAUCUACAACAUCACCAGUAAUACUGACAAAACCAGCGCUAACACAUAUACCCGCAUCUACAACAUCACCAGUAAUACUGACAACACCAGUGCCUACACAUUUACCCGCAUCUACAACAUCACGAGAAAUGCUAACAACAACAGCGCCUACACAUACACUCGCAUCUACAACAUCACCAGUACUACUGACAACACAAGCGCCUUCACAUACACCUGCAUCUACAACAUCCUCAGUAAUACUGACAACACCAGCGCCUAAAAAUACACCCGCAUCUACAACAUCACCAGUAAAACUGAUAACACCAGCGCAAACAAAUACACUCGCCUCUACAACAUUACCUGUAAUACUGACAACACCAGCGCCUACACAUACACCCGCAUCUACAACAUUACCAGUAAUACUGACAACACCAGUGCCUACACAAACACCCGCAUCUACAACAUCACCAGUAAUACUGACAACACCAGUGCCUACACAUACACCCGCAUCUACAACAUCACGAGUAAUACUGACAACACCAGCGCCUCCACAUACACAGGCAUCUACAUCAUCACCAGUAAUACCGACAACACCAGUGCCUACACAUACACUCGCAUCUACAACAUCACCAGUAAUACCGACAACACCAGCGCUUGCACAUACACCCGCAUCUUCAACAUUACCAAGCGCUUAUCCAUACACCCGCAUCUACAACAUCACCAGUAAUACUGACAACACCAGUACCUAUACAUACACCCGCAUCUACAACAUCACCAGUAAUACUGACAACACCAGCGCCCACACAUACACAGGCAUCUACAACAUCACCAGUAAUACCGACACCACCAGUGCCUACACAUACACCCGCAUCUACAACAUCACCAGUAAUACCGACAACACCAGUGCCUACACAUACACAGGCAUCUACAACAUUACCAGUAAUACUGACUAUAUAAGCGCUUGCACAUACACCCGCAUCUACAACAUUACCAGUAAUACUGACUAUAUAAGCGUCUACACAUACACCAGCAUCUACAACCUCACCAGUAACACUGACAACACCAAUGCCUUCAAAUACACCCGCAUCUACAACAUCACCACGCCCACACAUACACAGGCAUCUACAACAUCACCAGUAAUAACGACAACACCAGUGCCUACACAUACACCCGCAUCUACAACAUCACCAGUAAUACCGACAACACCAGUGCCUACACAUACACCCGCAUCUACAACAUUACCAAGAGCUUAUCCAUACACCCGCAUCUACAACAUCACCAGUAAUACCGAGAAUACAAGCGCAUACACGUUCACCCGCAUCUACAACAUUACCAGUAAUACUGACUACAUAAGCGCGUACACAUACACCCGGAUCUAUAACAUCACCAGUAAUACUGACAUCACACGGACCUACACAUACACCCGCAUCUACAACAUCACCAGUAAUACGGACAACACCAGCGCCUACACAUACACCCGCAUCUAUAACAUCACGAGUAAUACUGACAACACCAGUGCCUACACAUACAUCCGCAUCUACAAAAUCACCAGUAAUACUAACAACACAAGUGCCUACACAUACACCCGCAUCUACAACAUCACGAGUAAUACCGACAAUACCAGCGCCUACACACACACACCCGCAUCUAAAACGUCACCAGUAAUACUGACAACACCAGCGACUACACAUACACAGGCAUCUACAACAUCACCAUUAAUACCGACAACACCAGUGCCUACACAUACACCCACAUCUACAACAUCACCAGUAAUACCGACAACACCAGCGUUUACACAUACACCCGCAUCUACAACAUCACCAAGAGCUUAUCCAUACACCCGCAUCUACAACAUCACCAGUAAUACCGAGAAUACAAUCGCAUACACGUUCACCUGCAUCUACAACAUUACCAGUAAUACUGACUACAUAAGCGCCUACACAUACACCCGGAUCUAUAACAUCACCAGUAAUACUGACAUCACACGCACCGACACAUACACCCGCAUUUACAACAUCAACAGUAAUACUGACAACACCAGCGCCUACACAUACACCCGCAUCUAUAACAUCACGAGUAAUACUGACAACACCAGUGCCUACACAUACAUCCGCAUCUACAACAUCACCAGUAAUACUGACAACACCAGUGCCUACACAUACACCCGCAUCUACAACAUCACGAGUAAUGCCGACAAUAUCAGCGCCUACACACACACCCGCAUCUACAACAUCACAAGUAAUACUGACAACACCAGCGCCUACACAUACACCCGCAUCUACAACAUUACGAGUAAUACUGACAACACCAGUGCCUACACAUACACCCGCAUCUACAACAUCACGAGUUAUACUGACAGCACCAGCGCCCACACAUACACCUGCAUCUACAACAUCACCAGCAAUAAAGACAACACCAGUGCCUACACAUACACCCGCAUCUACAACAUCACCAGUAAUACCGACAACACCAGCGCCUACACAUACACCCGCAUCUACAACAUCAUCAGUAAUACUGACAACACCAGCGCCCACACAUACACAGGCAUCUACAACAUCACCAGUAAUACCGACAACACCAGUGCCUACACAUACACCCGCAUCUACAACAUCACCAGUAAUACCGACAACACCAGCAGAGCUUAUCCAUAUACCCGCAUCUACAACAUCACCAGUAAUACCGAGAAUACAAGCGCAUACACGUUCACCCGCAUCUACAACAUUACCAGUAAUACUGACUACAUAAGCGCCUACACAUACACCCGGAUCUAUAACAUCACCAGUUAUACUGACAUCACACGCACCUACACAUACACCCGCAUCUACAACAUCACCAGUAAUACUGACAACACCAGCGCCUACACAUACACCCGCAUCUAUAACAUCACGAGUAAUACUGACAACACCAGUGCCUACACAUACACCCGCAUCUACAACAUCACCAGUAAUACUGACAACACCAGUGCCUACACAUACACCCGCAUCUACAACAUCAAGAGUAAUACCGACAAUACCAGCGCCUACACACACACCCGCAUUUACAACAUCACCAGUAAUACUGACAACACCAGCGACUACACAUACACAGGCAUCUACAACAUCACCAGUAAUACCGACAUCACCAGUGCCUACACAUACACCCGCAUCUACAACAUCACCAGUAAUACGGACAACACCAGUGCCUACACAUACACCCGCAUCUACAACAUCACCAGUAAUACUGACUAUAUAAGCGCCUACACAUACACCUGCAUCUACAACAUCACCAGUAACAUUGACAACACCAGUGCCUACAUAUACACCCGCAUCUACAACAUCACCAUUUAUACCGACAGUUAG
This is a messenger RNA of Mya arenaria, 3675 nucleotides long. RefSeq names its product mucin-2-like. NCBI's taxonomy places the organism in Eukaryota, Metazoa, Mollusca, Bivalvia, Myida, Myidae. The record is from RefSeq and is a predicted model, not a curated record. The transcript is spliced from 6 exons. The coding region runs from base 1 to 3675 and encodes 1224 amino acids.